AUGGGAACUCAAGCAGUUGCUCCAGACUACUCAAAAGAAGUCGAUCAACGAACAGCAAAACAGAAGGCGAUAGACGAAUGGCUGCCAAUUACUUCGUCGAGGAAUGCAAAAUGGUGGUACUCAGCUUUCCACAAUGUUACUGCAAUGGUUGGAGCUGGAGUUCUCAGUCUACCUUAUGCCAUGGCAGAACUAGGAUGGGGCCCUGGAGUGACAGUGCUUAUUAUAUCUUGGAUUGUCACUUUAUACACUCUAUGGCAAAUGGUUGAAAUGCAUGAAAUGGUUCCUGGAAAACGUUUUGACAGAUACCAUGAACUCGGACAACAUGCAUUUGGUGAAAAACUUGGUCUGUACAUUGUCGUACCUCAGCAACUAAUUGUUGAAGUUGGGGUCGACAUAGUUUACAUGGUUACAGGAGGGAGAUCUUUGCAGAAAUUCCAUGAUUUAGUAUGCAAAGAUUGCAAAAAUAUUAAGCUUACCUAUUUCAUCAUGAUAUUCGCCUCAGCCCACUUUGUGCUGUCUCAUCUUCCCAAUUUCAAUGCAAUCUCCGGUGUAUCUUUGGCAGCAGCCGUUAUGUCCUUGAGUUAUUCAACUAUAGCUUGGGGUGCGUCAAUCGACAAGGGUGUUCAACCAGACGUGCAAUAUGGUUACAAGGCUACGACCACGGCAGGAACUAUUUUCAACUUCUUCAGUGCCUUGGGUGAUGUAGCUUUUGCUUAUGCCGGUCAUAAUGUGGUGUUGGAAAUUCAAGCUACGAUUCCUUCUACACCAGAGAAGCCAUCUAAGGGACCUAUGUGGAGGGGAGUGAUUGUUGCUUAUAUAGUCGUUGCAUUGUGCUAUUUCCCUGUUGCACUAAUCGGGUAUUGGAUGUUUGGGAAUAAAGUUGAAGACAACAUUCUUAUCUCGUUAGAAAGACCUGUAUGGCUAAUCGCCAUGGCUAACUUGUUUGUCGUGGUUCAUGUCAUUGGGAGCUAUCAGAUUUAUGCAAUGCCAGUUUUUGAUAUGAUUGAAACUGUACUAGUAAAGAAACUAAAUUUCAGGCCUAGUUGGAUGUUGCGAUUUGUUACAAGGAAUAUUUAUGUUGCGUUUACUAUGUUUGUUGGAAUCGUCUUCCCUUUCUUUGGUGGGCUUCUUGGGUUUUUUGGCGGAUUUGCUUUUGCACCAACCACAUACUUUCUUCCUUGUAUAAUGUGGUUAGCCAUCUACAAACCAAGAAAAUUCAGUCUAUCUUGGAUUGCUAAUUGGAUUUGUAUUGUUCUUGGAGUUAUUUUGAUGAUUGUCGCACCUAUUGGAGGAUUAAGGCAGAUUAUUCUCCAAGCAAAGGACUAUGAAUUCUUCUCAUAA
Fraxinus pennsylvanica is the source of this 1341-nucleotide messenger RNA. The record is from the annotation of a GenBank genome assembly. Lineage: Eukaryota; Viridiplantae; Streptophyta; Magnoliopsida; Lamiales; Oleaceae.